Brugia malayi is the source of this 3948-nucleotide messenger RNA. RefSeq lists its product as uncharacterized. The coding region runs from base 1 to 3948 and encodes 1315 amino acids. The transcript is spliced from 24 exons. Lineage: Eukaryota; Metazoa; Nematoda; Chromadorea; Rhabditida; Onchocercidae. Gene Ontology annotation, cellular component: cytosol. Gene Ontology annotation, biological process: tRNA methylation. The record is from RefSeq and is a predicted model, not a curated record.
AUGAUGGAUGCUUUGGCGGUCGUUGUAGACCAAGUAAAUUUACGUUGCUGUGACCAAGUAAAAUGUAAAAUUUGUUGUAGGAUGACCGUUAAUGGUGAGAAGUCAAGAUGUGACAGCUUCAAUACUUUGUCGACUUCCUGUUUUGCUUUUCUUUUCCAGAAGCCAACCGAAGAUUGGUUUCAAACAUGUUGCACUGAACAUGAAUGCUUUCUGGUGGAUGCAUGCAUCCCGGCAAUUUUGCUUUUCUCCCAAAAGUAUUCUAGUAAUGCAGGGGCAAUGUUAAAUAUAUCAAAUGCAUUGGCGAGAUUGAUGGUCAUACUGAAAGAAGAAAAAUGGGUCUUGAAAGAAUACGAAGAGGAUAAAUUGUUAGAUUUUGUCUGCAGAUUCUGGGAUUAUGUUUCUGAAGCAGUAUGUCACGAUUGUGUCAGCAUUUUCGAAUCGCUAAUGAACUUGCAUCUUACCCGUUGUAUGUCGAAUGGCUGUCUUUCAUUAUGGGCUAAAAAUGUUGGAAGAUUCCUGACUGAUUUACCAUCAUCUUGUCGUGGUCGUUACCGGUGUAUCUUGGCAUAUAAUAAAAUAGUGGCAUCGUCUUCGGAAGUUCUCACGGAUAACUUCUGUAAGGAAAUAUACUCUUCAUUAUCGAAUUCAACUCUAGUUGCUGUGGCUAGUGAGCUCAUUGCUUUUGAUGCUGUCCAGAAUUUGGAUAACUCGGAUCGACUUCAACUGCACAGUCAUUUAUUACGCGCAUCACUUCAAUCACCAAAAAAAGCAAUUUGUAGUGCUGUUCAGAAACGAUUGUUACCUGAAUUUUCAAAAAAUUCUGUGCUGUUGGAGUGGGUACUUAAAGAGUUGAAAAUAUUUCAAGCAGAUAGUGUAUAUGGUACAGUCAGUCUCGAAACGUCACUUUAUAUUGCUAAAUUUUGUCUUUUCCAUCAGAAAAGGGAUGGAAAUAUUCAGGAGUGGACUUCAUUCAUUGAUGAAAGUAUAGUAAUUUCCGCACUACUAAAUGCUAUUGGACAGAUCCGUUUAAUGGCUUGGAGUCUGAUUUGUGAUCAUCCCAAAUUGGCAGUGUCAAUUUCUAGCCGCCAGUUGUUGCUAUGUAAAUGCUUUUUGGCGACCAAUAUGACUGAACAGUCACCUGCUGUCAGAUUGACAAUAUUGUCUGGUUUGAAGAAGAUAUUAAUUCGGAUUCGUGAAAAUGGCCAAAAUAUUUUGAAAAGUGGUAGUGAUGAAAACGAGUUAAAUCCAUAUGUGAAUUUUAUCUGCUGGUUGCGUGAUUUCUGUUUCCAAAAUUUAGUGCAAUACGCUAACUUCAACAGGCGUAUAAUGGCUCUUCAAAUGCUGGAAUAUCUUUUUCUGGAAAACUACUUAGUUAAUAAUGACAAAGAUAUGUUUUUCAAAUUUUUGUCAUCAAAACUAAAGCCAACAGAGGAGCAGAUUUAUCAUGUAAUACGUUGUUUGGAUGACUCAUACCAGAUCUGUCAAAUUUCAGCUCUUCGUUUACUGUCUUCAUCAUUUUUUGAAAUUCGUGAUUUUAAUUUUGAUUCAUAUUUCGCAGAAACGAAGCAGCAGUUGUUCUCCAUUCGGUCACUAUUUACGCUCACGUCCAGUUAUCGGUUGCGCUUUUAUCUUAAAAAAAACCCUGAUAGCUUGCAGAGUGUUUUUCAAUACCUUCUUAAUUUGUGUAAAGAUCGAGUAAAACUUAUCUCAGAGGAUUUUCUAAUGAUAGCAAGCAACCAAGGCUUCGUCUAUUCCAUAUUAAGCGCAGUUGGUGUCGCACUGGAAUUUUUGGAUUUUCAGUCCGCCGUAAAGAACGAUUGGUGUGUUACAUUGGUUAAUCAUGAUUUGUUACCGGUUUGUUUUCAAAUAAGUGAGUUGGUAUCGCCAAUUGUAAACAGUAUGUCGCCGGAAGGUUUCGUUCCUGAUGAUCAUGUAAACAUCAUUGUAGAUGUUAAUGACUCCAAAAAAUUAAAAGAUAGUGCAGAUUUCUGUCAAGCAUUACUAGCAAGUUGUUGGCGUUCACACAAAUACGUUUCUGCAAUAUUUUAUAUAAUAAUCACAAAGUGGCUUGGAAAUUCUAUACUUUCUUCGGAAACUGUUCGAUGUAUAUGCAAUUAUUACUGGCGUCAGCUGACGGAAUGUAAACAUUCUGGUGCAGUAGGAGCAUCAGUUGAAGGGUUCGAAGCAUUAUGUGCAAAACUUUGGUCGUUUUCUUUAGCCGGCAUUCCAGAAUUUGCAGAUUUACCUCAGCCAGAUGCGUGGAUAAGGCAAAUCAUAGACUUAAUUGAUAGCAAAGAGAAUAUGUUAUGUGCAACGCGUCGAAGUGCUGGUUUGCCACAUUUGAUUGCUUCAAUUCUCACAAAGGAACCAGUCAUAAAUGGUGCACAAUGUCUGAAAACAACGAUGAUAUUUAUGCUUAAAAAUAAGGGAAGAUCUUAUAAAGCACAAGUUCAUAGUAUCAAUAUUAUGCGAGCAAUUUUUCUAAACAGUCGCUUAUCAGAAGCAGUUCUCUGUUAUAUAGAACCCGCAAUGAACGUCUGUUUUGCUUGUUUUGGUUCUAGUAGUUGGACAGUACGAAGUGCUGCAUCACAGCUAUUCGCUGUUCUGAUUAAUCGAAUGUUUGGUAUCCCUCGAAGUAUGCAACUAUCACUCCAUCCAGAUGAAAAAAAUCGCUUGUCUUCUUUUGAGUUCUUCACCAGGUUUCCAUCAUUAUAUGACUUAUUACAUCUACAGUUUUAUGAAAACGAGAAAUGUGUUUCGCAACUGGGGAUGUUCGCUGUGUUGGUUCUUCUCAUCCAUCUGUUCCCCUCUCCACGACAUAACAUUUAUUCACUUGCUACUUAUAUCCUUCCACUUCUAAAAUUUUCUUUAUCAUGUCGCUCUAUGAAACUGCGUGAAUUGUCUGCAGCGACACUUAUUUCUAUUUGCGAAGUUCAGGAUGCUCAUUUCUUGUUGAAAUGGAUUUCAAAUAUUGAUCUUAUCUCAUGUACCCAAAAUGAAAUUUGUGCAAUUAUUCUUAUGUUGUUAGAACUUGCUGUCGCGUUUGAUGGGUGUGAAUUACAAAGCUGCAUAAAAUCGAUAAUAAAAAGAGUCAAAAAUGACAAGCAUUUCAAAAGAUGGUGUGAUUACAAUAGGUUUUUAUUUUUAACAUUGCUUCUUAAAACCAGAUAUCAGUUUACGGCGUUAUUCGCGGAGAAAUUUGUUUUAUCAGAUGCAGUACUGGUUUUCAGACCUUUAGCAAAAUGGAUUGCUAGAGAAGUUGAAGUUACACCUUUACGCCUUGAAUUCUGGCGAGUACUAUCGAAUUCGACUACAAUGAAGAUUACGGAAAUUGAAAUGAUACAGUUAGCAGUCCAAGAUAUUCGAAAUUCAGGGCCAUUUGUACAACAUUAUAUUUUGACACUGCUUUUGAAUAGCACAACAACACAUUCAGCAUUAUUUGACACUGGUUUUCUAAAGCAUUUCCUUCAUGAACUGAUGAAGACAAGACAAAGUAAUCGGCAUUUGGCAAACCUGCUCCUUAUAAAACUGAAUCAUAAUGAAUGGUGUUUUGAUUGGUUGUAUAGCAGCGCCGUUAACGAAGACCAAAAAAUUCAGGCAAUAGCUAUUCAGGCUCUGGAAUUGCUUUUGAAAAGAGGUACUCCAGAUAUUCAGCUAUAUAAAAUCAUCGUUGUGCUAUUGAAGAGUCAAAAUGAAGCGAUUAGAGAAAAAGCUGCAAAACUAUGUUCUCAUAUGGUUAAUCGGAAAACUGCUGCACUAAAUCCAGAAAUUUUGUUCUGGUGGUUUGCACAGUACUACCCCGAAAUUGAAGAAUUUAUUAGCCAAUGUGGUAAUUUUGGUAAUAAUGAACAUACUCGUCUUUUUGAUGCAUGCGUUUCUAACCCAUAUACCGAAGCGGUUCCAAUCUGUAGUGAGCAUUUAAGUAGUGUGUUGCAAUUAAUAUCAUGA